GAAAUCUGCCGAGCCAACAAAACAGCACGUUGUACUGUAGUAAGGUGACAAUGCAACGCGCGAGUGACCAAUUUUGACCAUAAAGGGCAUUUUCAAGCUUUGUACAGCCCUCUGAUCUGCCUUGACACUGAGUGAUAGACCUUUUGAAAUUUCAAGCCUUGAUGCCGCCGAGCUGUUAGUGGCCAGACGCAACAAUAAAUUCACUGAACAAUGGAAGAAAUGGAUUUACUCCACCUUAUUUGUCCUUCGCUUAUCAAGGUUGCUCAUUUAUUUCUUGAUAAAUGGCUAAACGUGAGUGAUCAUGCGUGUCUUGGCACGGAUUUGGUUGUAUGGUUGAUUGCACGUGAAUAAACUUGGCUUGUAAAGUUGAAGUAGGCCAUUAGGUGAAUCAGUCACAUGGAAAAGAAAGUUUGGGGGCAAUAUUUCUGCUUAUAUUCCUUGAUUGGGUAUAGGUUACUUGCUCAUGAUAACGUGUGGGGUAAUGCCAUAUCAUAACCUUUUUGGGAAAGGAUUUAGUUUGACAAGGACUGCUGAAAUUUGAUGGAAUACAAAGAUGGACCCAGAAAUUAUCGAGCGACUUCGCCUGAGCAGCGGGCUGGGUGGCAAGCGAGGUUCUUCUGGGGGCUUGUUCCAGCAGAAGAGGGACCGUAUCAGUCUGUUGACUGACCCCCAGGUGGUUGCCCAUCUGAACCGACUAAACGAGGCAUUCCUAAAUGAAGCAAGGGAACCAUGUCUACGGGAUGCUGGAGAGGAUUUGAUUCUAGCAGAGAAGUGUAGAGAAAGGGAGAGACUGGAGCAGAGGAUCACUGCCUACAACCAGGGCAAAUGUGGGCAAGCCUUCAUGGUCACAAUGACACAGGGGAUGAACUUUGAAGGUGCAUUGAGAUUCUACUACAAUGAUGGUAGUAAGAUGACGGCUAAAGCAAUCUGGCUGGGCAGCUGUAUGACGGUGCAAGAACUGAUACCAAGCAUUCGGGAGAAAUUCAACAUCUUAGACAAUGGUCGCUGGAGGACUGUCAUCUACCAAGUUCAGAAUCAAGAUGAAAUUCGUCUGGCAGGUGAAGAGCGCCCUCUAGAUAUCGCUGUCAACUCUAAGCGCAACGUGAGAUUUGUCCUCAAGAUGGAGCCUCUUCAAUUGGACAACCAACUUGCCCCUCAGCCUGUCUCAAAUAAUUCUAACAGUGCUGCUGCCCAGCGCAAAUCCCUGUCGCAAUUCUUUGGUGUCGAGAGCGCCGACUUGGCUGUGCCGUAUUAUGCAGGUUCAACUGCUACAAGUCCGACUACUAAACCCAAGUUUGGCUCAUUAUCACCAAAAUUCAACAAGAAACAGAACUCGGUUGACACUGCAAGCCUCAGCAGCAACGGCAGUACCAAGAGCAGCAACCAGUUGUCCGUCAGUUACGCCAAGCGGUCCAAAAGUAUAGGCAACAUUGGAAAUGGCGGCUUGUUGCUCAAGACCGACACGCCAAACUUCAUCAGGAAGUUUCAAUCCAGUGAGGGACCCCUGAGAAGCUUCAUCAAGAAAGACAAAGGAAAUCCAGGGAAGGUGUCAUCAAAAGGAUCGGGACUGGGUCCUCGACGAAGGUCCCGGGCAAAGUCCCUGUCCGGCAUGUUUGAGAGGGGUCUGACCCUCCUUAAAAAAGACGAGGCUUCAACUCCAGUAAAGGAAGUGGCCUCUGAGGAUUCGGCUCCGGGCUUGCUGAAGAUCUUUGGCGAUAAGAUCUGCCCAAACGCAACCUAUAAGAGUGUCUUGGCAUCUGCGCAAUCAUCGGCAGUUGCUCUAGUCAAGGUGGUGCUGGAGCGUUACUCGCUUUGCGUCAAUACAUUUGAGGAUUACGUUCUUUGUGACGUCAUCGGUUACUACAAGGCUAACCCGGAGAAGGCAUCCCGGAUUUUAGGGAUCUCUGAAGACUUUGAGGAAAAACAGGAAUGGAUCACAGAGUGCAUGAGGGUCCUUGGGGAUGACGAUAGACCACUCGCCGUCAAGUCCUACUGGAAACCAGAGGUUGGCUUUGCCAGGAGGUUCGAGAUCAGACGCCGCGCUGAUAUCUCUGUUCCAGACACGGACACAAUAACCCACGGCAUAAACCUGAACGCAAAGAGGCUGCAGAUGACCAGAGCCAAUCGGGCAUUAACAGAUGCAUCCCUGGCGAGCUUUCCAGAAGACCAAGACAGGAUGUCAGAGGACUUGUCAUCUUCCUCUGAGCAGGAAAUCAUGUCAGAGGAGCCACAAAGACAGCUUUCCCAGAGCCAGUCAGAGAAAGAGGAAACCGAAGGCAGUAAUGAGCAGCUGCCUCUUUGCAGCCUUCUCCCCCCGCAGGACUUCCCAUACCUGCUGACCCUCCACGGUGACAGCCCGGAAUCUGAUCAGAUACUCUACCUCCUGGAUAGCAUCUCCUGCCUGAUUGGGCACACACCUGAUGCAAAGGCAGACGUGGAGCUGGAUUCCUGCGACGUUAACCAAGAGCACUGCAGAAUCCUGACACAGUACAAUUCAAAUGACGAUAAUGCAAACCACAAUCCCUUUGACAUGUCACUGGAACCGGUCGAAGACUCCAAAGUCUUCAUAAACGGCACCGCAGUUUCACAAAGAACCAAAGUUAACACCGGGGACCUUAUUGGAAUCGGUGACCAUUAUCUGUUCCUCUUGAAAAAUCCACUCGCCCAGCUGACGGCCGAGUCGCCACUGACGAGACUCUUAUCCCUUGCCAACCAAUCAGAUUCCUGGACUCAUCUAACCAACCUUCCGAAUCCAGAGAUGGUUUCCCAGCCAAAGUAUGCGAGUCCACGUAUUGCAUCCAAGGCUCAGGAGUACUCAGCCGACAAGCGGAGACUCAAGUUGUCCUACGCGAUGAGACACGAGGAUGAGUUGCUGAGAUGGAUCGCAUCGCUGCUUGCUUCAGGAUCCCCCAAGAUUGAUGGUAGUGAUGAGUUUGUUCUCUCCCUGGCCUACCUGACCUGUAUGUGUGUGGAGCACUCGGCUUACAAUUUCCACCAGGAGAGGACCAAACGACUGAUGAUGAAAGUGGCUUCAUUGAUUCAAGCUUUGGCUUGGGACAAGACUAAAGAAAUGGCAAGGACUCAACCAGAAAAACCAAGUGAUGUCCAGUCAGCCAUGGAAGCACUCCUCCCCGACCUCCAGCUCAUUGUCUGCUUACUGACCAACGCUCUGGAGAUCCUCAACUUCCUACAGUCCAGCAUGGGUGACUAUGUGGCCAUGAGCCAGGGUACCAGACCAAACACUGAUGGGGAUGAGGUUGAAAGCAGCUUGGGGAUAGAGGACGAGGCCUUAGUUGAGUUGGAGGAGGUUGUGAUGUACACGUUUCAGCAGACGGUCUACUACUUGACCAAGACUUUGUACAUCUCCAUCCCAAACUUCCUUGACACGAAUCCAUUUGCUGAUGAUGGGGACGAUGAUGACGUCAAGACCAAAGGUAUGGACAGCGUCCUGAUGGUGUUCCAAAUGACCUUUGACCUGAUGCGUGACCUGGGGGUGCACCCGGAGAUCACAUCACAGCUCUUUGCGUAUCUCUUGUUCUUCACUAAUGCUUCCCUGUUCAACAUGCUUGUGGAGAGAGGUGCGGAUGGCAAGUUCUACAAGUGGUCCAAGGGAGCGCAGAUUCGGGGCAACCUGGAUGUGCUAGAAGCUUGGGUACAAGACCACGGCCUACAGGACCAAUCCAAAUUCCUGACCAGGGUUUCCAUGGCAAUUGACUUACUGGCCACACCCAAAGUGCAGCUCAUACAGGCCAACUGGAGCUCGCUUCAGUCCGAUUUCUCCGAGCUCAACACCGUUCAGCUUCACCACUUCCUGAGCCAGUACCAGCUGGCUACUAAUCAGUCACGUCCAACACAUUGGCACCCCCCUGCUGAGGAAAUGAAAUCUGCCACUGACACAGAAAACCUCCUUGAACCAUUUGACAAUCACCCGGCCCUUGCGCUGCCUAACCAUGGCUUUGAAUUGGAUCUGCAGCAACCAAUCACCAGCCAGCAUUUUAUAAACCAAUUGCAGGAGUUGAAGAGGCGUUUCCUGUACAUCACCUUCAGCACGGGAAGUGAAGAUAAAACAGACAGCAGCAGCCUCACUGCGAGUCAGUCCUCAUCUGAGAUGCCAAACCUUGGGAAUAAGUCGCCAUCCAGCCCAGGCAGUGGGGACAUCAGUUUUCCUGUCCCGCCUCCCCGGCCCCGCACCAAACCCAACAGGUACCCCCAGUCAGACUCAGACAAGGAGACCGCUACUGCCAUGGAAGUGUUAAAGCGCCCUCUAGAGAUAGUACCAGCCGCCCCCGUUUCCGUAGCCAACACGGUGAAGUUACCACCCUCAGAAGGGAGCUCUCUCUCAAAGAACGAGAAAAUGAGCCCCCGCGUGUUCACAAAUAAGCCACUCUUCACGAACAAGAUGAUGAACGCGGUGUCAAAAUUGGAGAGUCGUGUCAAAGACGAUGACAAAACCAACAUGACGAGUUCGAACUCGGAGCCAAAAGACUGCCAUCCAAGUUCUGAAAUUGAGUGCGUGGAUAGCGUUACAAGUCCUGCCAUCAUCCCAGCUAUUGUGACCACAGAGCCGUUGGAGAGUUCAGCCCCAGAAUCUAUGAACCCAUCGCAAGAUGGUGGAACUGCCAUCAAGGAACAGCAGAGGGAAGAAGCCAGAAAAUGUUCAGAUGGCCAUUCGGAGGAGUUUAAGGAGCCCAAGAAGCCUUGCCCGACUCUCACAUCUUCAUCGUCAACAUCCUCUGUCUCCUCUGCAUGCUCAAUCGCAUCAUCUGUCUUAGCCAUGGAGACAGGGAAGACACAGAAGAGAAAAGACUCGGAGGAGGAGGUCUUUGUAGUGGACUUGGAGAAGGGAGAGGAGGGGGUGGGGCUUGGACUCAUUGAUGGGAUGCACACCUCAUUGCGGUCCCAAGGCAUCUAUGUCCGCAAACUGGUACCUGGCGGCUCGGCAGUGAAGGAUGGCAGGUUGAUAGUUGGGGACCGCAUUUUGGCUGUGAACGGCACCAGUCUGGUGGGUGCCGAUUACAACUGUGCCAUGCAACUGAUCAGGACAUCUGGCAAGAAACUGCGCUUUCUGGUGGCCAAGUCAGAACCGUCUGUGGCUCUGAAGAUAACUGCUGCUACCUGCUGAUAGCUUGACUGGUGAAAAACACUUGGUCUACGUACCUAUAUAGCCUAACAGCAGUUUCAUCACCAUUUUCACAAACUGAAAUGCACGCACUGUGCGCGCGCACUUCGUGAGAACCGUGUAAUCAAUAAUUUUAGGUUUCACGAACUGACACGCAAGCAUGUGGCGGAGUUAUGAUUUGGAGAAAAACACUUUGACAUGAAUUUAAUCUGUCCAUAUACUUGUGGGGUUACAGAAACAUGUAAUUUAGUAUCUUUUAAAUUAAAAAAAUCUUUGAAAUUAAGAUGGGUUUAGUUCAUGAAAAUGAAAUGUACGAAGUGCACGCAUGCGAUAUUUGGGUAUCAGUUCAUUAAAACCAAAAUUAUGCGGUAUUGUAAAGUAUAUAUGCACACGUGCCGAGCACUCGCACACCACCGAGUGUCAGUUCGUGGUGUUGGUUGUUGUUUCAGCUCUAACAUUAUUUGUCGCAAAAUGUGCAAAAUUAUGCACUGCAUAUGUUUUGUACAAUGGUUUUUAAUUUGUUGUACCACUUACGCAAUAUAUCUACAUCAUUUUCAGUGGCGUAGCACGGUCAUUUUGAUUGGGGGGGGGGUAAAAUGUAGACA
This is a messenger RNA of Patiria miniata (bat star), 5724 nucleotides long. RefSeq names its product ras-associating and dilute domain-containing protein-like (gene radil). Gene Ontology annotation, biological process: signal transduction. Gene Ontology annotation, molecular function: GTPase binding. The record is from RefSeq and is a predicted model, not a curated record. The transcript has 16 exons. The coding region runs from base 554 to 5122 and encodes 1522 amino acids. NCBI's taxonomy places the organism in Eukaryota, Metazoa, Echinodermata, Asteroidea, Valvatida, Asterinidae.